Gadus chalcogrammus (walleye pollock) is the source of this 681-nucleotide messenger RNA. Its product is annotated as enhancer of rudimentary homolog. NCBI's taxonomy places the organism in Eukaryota, Metazoa, Chordata, Actinopteri, Gadiformes, Gadidae. The coding region runs from base 299 to 649 and encodes 116 amino acids. The transcript has 4 exons. The record is from RefSeq and is a predicted model, not a curated record.
UUACAUUGUGAUAUUGUCACGUGCUCUGUCGUCCAGCUGACGUCUCGAGCACAGGUGUGCACGUCUAGUGAGCGUCCGCGGAGUGUAGUGGUCGCAAUCAGCGUUGAAAAAAAACAGUAACAUUCAGCGUUAUUUGAUGCUAUAAUAUAACAGCGGUAUAGGACGAUACGAUGGCGUUGGGCCGUGGGCUCUACUACAAACUAAGAUGCACGGGAAAAACAACGUGAUCGUUUUGGGGUUUGCUCUGUGGCCUGACGUGGACUAGGCAAAAAAUAGGUCACGCAUCCAGUUUCUCACAAUGACUCAGGACGAGAAUCAAAUUCGUAAUUUAAAUAAUUCGCACACCAUCCUGUUGGUACAGCCCACCAAGCGGCCCGAAGGGCGGACGUACGCAGACUAUGAAUCCGUCAACGAGUGUAUGGAAGGGGUGUGUAAGAUGUACGAGGAGCAUCUGAAGAGGAUGAACCCCAGCAGCCCGUCGAUAACCUACGACAUCAGCCAGCUGUUCGACUUCAUCGACGACCUCGCUGACCUCAGCUGUUUGGUGUACCGUGCCGACACCCAGACCUACCAGCCCUACAACAAGGACUGGAUCAAGGAGAAGAUCUACGUCCUGCUGCGGCGACAGGCACAGCAGGCGGGGAAGUGAGACCGGAGACCGGGGGCUGAUUCGGGACCGGG